Stylophora pistillata is the source of this 833-nucleotide messenger RNA. RefSeq lists its product as uncharacterized. The record is from RefSeq and is a predicted model, not a curated record. NCBI's taxonomy places the organism in Eukaryota, Metazoa, Cnidaria, Anthozoa, Scleractinia, Pocilloporidae.
GUAUCCGCACAAGUCGACGCGAAGACGUUUGGUUGUCGAGUUAAGAAACUCGCGGAGAUUCCUAAGAUGAAGACAAAACUAGAAACAACUUUCCGUUUGACAUCAUUACUCCUCCUCUUCCUCUCCAGUGUUUACGCUAAAACUGCCGCAGAAGAGGAUCGAGACUUGAUAAUCCUUUUGGAAGCUGUAGCUUUAGCAGUUCUCGCUGUCGCUUUGAUUAUUCUAAUAGUCAGCUGCUGUUGUUUCUGGAAAAUGUUAAGGAAGAGUGGGCGUGACUAUUAGCAGCUAUGGACAUAACAAAUUGGAAUUCUUUUGACUCAAACAUUUUUUGUCUGUGUCUACCUUAAAUUAAAUGAUAUUGCAGAGUAUCUACUUACCUCGAAAGAUUGUAUUAUACUACUUAUGUUACAACUCAUUGUACACUACAAUACUGAUAUCUGUCGUCACAAUUUUUAGAUCUUUCUGUUUAGUUGGAACUAUGUCUAAUUACGUUUUUUUUUUAUGACUUACGACUCAAAAUAGUCGAGAUUUAUUGCUGACGAGGAACUCGCAGAAGUAAAGAAGUAUUGUAGAGAUUGCUGAUUUGCCGUCAGGCUAUAUUGUUCAGAAGAAAUAACUGCGGGUACUGCUCAAUUGUGAAAAGAAAAUUAAAGAAAGCCUACUUUCAUAAAGUUUCUGGAUAACACGGAUUGCAAAAUGCCGAGAGAAAUGCCUUGGCAAUAGUUGACCUCGACGAGUCCGUUAUCAUUUUAUGAUAAUGCACGCGAGAGACGUUAACAUCAUGAGCGCUGGCAAUUAACAGAUGUUUUAAUAAAGUAAUUAUAACAGAAAAA